AUGUAUGAUAUGGGAUGUUUUUCUGCGAAUGGAUUAUAUCCAACAACAUCAUCUUGUUCUUCAAAUACUUCUUCGCCUGAUUCACUAAAACAUCAACGUUUACUUGUUACCGCAACGCCUUCACCACCAAAUGUAUCUCAUCAAUUUUUUCAACAACAGCAACAACAGUAUCUUUUCGAUCAUCAUCGUUUUCGUUUUAAUAAUAAUAAUAACAAUAACAAUAACAAUAAUAAUAAUAAUAAUAAUAAUAGUAAUUCGAAUGGUAGUAGCGAAAUACAUUCAUCAUCAUCAUCAACUACAUCCAGUCAUGAUCAAUUACCUCUAUGGCUUGCUGCUCAAUCAUCUGGGCAGCAACCACAGCAGCAGAGUAGGUUUUCAAAUGACCUUUUGCACUUUUGA
Messenger RNA from Adineta steineri, 399 nucleotides. Lineage: Eukaryota; Metazoa; Rotifera; Eurotatoria; Adinetida; Adinetidae. The record is from the annotation of a GenBank genome assembly.